AUGAGUAAGGUCAUUGACUCUGCCGGCGAAACCAUAGAUCGCGUGGUCAAAGAGAUGGUGAAAAAUGAAGCGGCAAGUACAUCGGAAGAGAUCAAUUUCGUGUCUUUGAUUCAACAGAUGGAUCGAGAUAUCAAAACUGCGCAAAGAAAGCUCGAGACCCUGGAGCCCGGAUCCAGCUUGAAGGACAGGAUGAAUUUCGUCAUGAGGUACAGGGUUGAGAUUGAAGCUGUCAUAGGCAAAGUUAGUCAGACAGGAAUGUUCCUCAACAUCACUCUCGUCAACUUAUUGAUGCAAGCCAUCCUCGAAGAAUCAUCCAGCAACUCCUUGAAGGUAUCAUUAAUAAAUUCCGGCAUUCAAACAAGUUUGAAUGAGACUCUUGAGGCCGUUAAAGAUGCUGUCAAGGAUGUAUUGAACAGACCUGCUAGAUCGGAGUCUCCGGGUCCUGAAAGCUCUACCGAAUACCAGCGUAUGGAUGGACCUUCGAAAGCAGGGAGCAUUAAGUCGACGAUAUCAGAAAAGAGUUGGUUCAAAUCGAGACCCAAGGACUCAAAUCAAAGCUUGCGACAACUUGCAUUAAAAGUCAGAAACACUUUCACAAGUUCCACUUCAAAGUCUAAUCGGUCCCAGAAGCUCGCAGAGAGCGAUGACCCUGCGAUUUCUCCUGAGCCUGAGUGUAUCUCUGCUCCUGGGGAUACUCGUAUAUCUGUUUAUCCAACCAACGCGAACGAUGGGUCUUCGGAUCAAGAAGCUCAAUCGCGUGCCACUGAGAAUGAUGUGCCAUUGACUGAUAUGGACUCAUUGAUGCAGGAUAACACUGCAGAUCUUGGAAGUCCACAGGCAGGCUUAGCUGUGCCAGAUACUCAGGAUCAGUCAUCAUUCGACAGAGACGAAAAUGUGCAAGCAUGCUGUUUAGACGAUGGAAAUUCAAGAGAAACAGAUGAACUCGGAACUUCGGCAAACUUCAUGGCAUCUAAUACUUCUGGUUGCAUCAAUUCUCCCAGGUUAAUGGACAUCCUGAGGAACAAUAGGUCAACAGGCAAGAUCUCUCAUGCACAUGAACCAACCGAUGCUGUAAAGCAAAGUUGGCUCGAUAAUAGGUCGUGGGUUAGUGCUGCUAUCGAGAAGGAGAUGUCAUAUAGGGUCCUGGUUUUCCAAAGACCUGAUAAUUGGAUUCAGCUCGCCAUACUACCGAGAGAUCAUGAUGAGGCAACUGUCUUGGAAACUCCACUUUUGCAGGAAAUGGAGAACACACCGUUGUCGUGCCAUUUCGACUAUAUUGAUAGCAACUCAAGAAGCCUAAGGAUUUACUUCUUUACGGCAAACGAAGAACGUCUUUCAAUUUGCACAGUAACAUUUCGUCCGCCCUUCCUUGUUAGGUGGUCGGUCAUGAGCUUUCCACAUGAAACCGGCGACACGCUACCUCCAUUACCAGGAAUGGGAUUCUUCUGUAGUACAGAUGACAGGACCAUAUCUUAUGCGUCAGCCAGUGGAUCACUAGUUUCCCUAAGUGAAACAGAGGCUGGUAAAUGGAUUGUUCAAUUCUUCUUUGAGGAGUAUCCCGUCCGUCACGGUGACCAGGUGACACAAAGAGUUAGGGUCGUGACACCUGAGAGGGACGAAGGCCCCUGUUUGUAUCUUCGAAUAUAUCGCCAAGGCGAAUCGACUACUCAUCAGUUCGAGGGUGUUGACGAUUGGGACCACUUCUUCCAUAAUUCGGAUAAGGUCGAAACCAGCAAGAAAGAUAUACAUUGGCAGGGUUUGACUAUCGACAAAACGUCCAUUCCAUAUAUACCGAUAGAUAGGUCGAGGUAUCGGAAUCGGAAUGUAUCUCAUGCAGCCAACCGAAGAGAGUCUUCCACUCAAGCGGCAACUCACAGCAGCAGCUAG
This is a messenger RNA of Fusarium oxysporum Fo47, 1887 nucleotides long. RefSeq lists its product as uncharacterized. The record is from RefSeq and is a predicted model, not a curated record. Bases 1 to 1887 code for a protein of 628 amino acids. Lineage: Eukaryota; Fungi; Ascomycota; Sordariomycetes; Hypocreales; Nectriaceae. The transcript is spliced from 3 exons.